AUGGCAGUUUCGGAUUGUAUACGAUACGUGAAAAAGUCCAUGAUCAAUAUUCAUGUCGAACGUUUUCUUGCAGAAAUGUUUGAAUUGAUCAAAAAGGGAUUUCUCUAUCCGCUUUGUGCUGCGAUUGAAAACGAUCUAAGGAUUCUAUCGCACCAACAUCUGGUCAUUGAUGAAAGGGACAAGCCGUCCGAAGAACAACUGGAAUUCUAUAAAGAAAUACUGAUAGAUCCAGAGAUUCGGCUCCACGGCGUUGUUGUGAAUAUCAGCGAAUUUGUUUCCUGCUACCUUCAAAAGACCUUCUAUGAUUUGACCGCCGUAACCCUUCAUGAUCGCCACGCAUACAGUAAAAUGGCCACAUUAGCUGAACAGCGGUAUGGACUGAGCCUCAUUGAUGGAAUGUGUUUAAUAAACCCGAACUGUUUCCAUUGGUCAGAGCUUGGAUGUGGUAAAAGUGAUGCGAUCACUCGGGGAAUUCGUCGCAAAUUUCAAUUACUGUCUAAAUCAGCAGAUUCCAUGAGAACUCAUGGCCUUGGGGUGCUGAACACCAGCGUCAACAUUACCUAUCAGUUUCUCCGGAGUAAAUUUGGAAUUUUCAAUCAAUUCCUCCGAGACGAACAUAUUCAUGCUCAACUACAGAAGGAUAUCCGAUAUUUCCAAGAAAAUCUGCAAUCUCUAAAAAAGAUGGUUAAGCGUGCCUCGAAAUAUCCAUUUCCUCCCAAACGGGCUGAGCAGUUCAAUCGUGCCUUCUCACAACUUUCGAUUGAAAGUGGUGAGCUUACUUAUAUGGAUCGCUUCAGAAUGUUAAUCACUCAGAUGGGUAACGCUUUGGGCUUUGUUCGGUCAAUGUCCUCUGGAGCAGCAGCAGUUGCAAGCCAGAUGAAAGCCUAUGAUACGAUCGAAGACGACAUUGAAGUUUCCGAGGUUGAAGGUGAACACUAUCAGAACUCUCCACAGUUACUCUAG
Molecule: messenger RNA, 963 nt
Organism: Cooperia oncophora
Lineage: Eukaryota; Metazoa; Nematoda; Chromadorea; Rhabditida; Trichostrongylidae
Source: the annotation of a GenBank genome assembly